AUGUGGGAGGUGAAGCUGGAGCACAACGUCGUCAGCAACAAUGCCGCGAUCAGUGCGUGCGAGAAGAGCGGGCAGUGGCAGCGGGCAAUGGCGCUGCUCAGCGAGAUGAGGGAGGCGAAGCUGGAACCCGACGUCAUCAGCUGCAACGCCGGGAUCGGCGCUUGCGAAAAGGGCGGGCAGUGGCAGCGGGCAGUGGCGCUGCUCAGCGAGAUGAGGGAGGCGAAGCUGGAGCCAGACGUCAUCAGCUGCAACGCCGGGAUCAGCGCCUGCCAGAAAAGUGGGCAGUGGCAGCGGGCCCUGGCGUUGCUCGACGAGAUGCGGGAGAUGAAUGUGUUGGCAGACGUCAUCAGCUACAGGCUCGCAGUCAAUGCGUGCGAGAAGGGCGGACAUUGGCAGCAAGCUCUCUUCAUGCUCAGGAGCAUGUGCUUGAGAAGGCUCGAUGCUGACUUUAUUGCCUACGGGAUUACAGCUGGCAUGUGCGAGCAGGGCGGGCACUGGAGGCAGGUGCUGUCAUUACACAGGGAGGUGCGCGGCUUGCUCGCAAUGGAAUGA
This is a messenger RNA of Prorocentrum cordatum, 552 nucleotides long. NCBI's taxonomy places the organism in Eukaryota, Dinophyceae, Prorocentrales, Prorocentraceae. The record is from the annotation of a GenBank genome assembly.